UGAACGCAUAAAAUCCCCACAUGUGCUCUAUUUAUACAGAUGGAUCCUCCCAUAUUUAUUAAGAUCCGUUCUUCCCCUCCAUAAAUCAUAAAACUUAUUAGGUCAAACCAAUCCGGCGCCGCCAUGUCCACAGGCAGGAAAAGGUACACGCUGAGGUCGAUCCGCGUGAGCCUCGGGUGCAGCAGCAGCUGCCGCCGCGCCAAGGUGUUGCAGCCGAAGCCGCGGCGCUACUCUUGGCGGGACAACCACUCCCACACGACUAACACUACAUUUUCGUCCUCAGAGACAAAGAGGCUGGGAGCGGUGCAGGGGUUCGGGGGGACGAGCGUGGCCGUGGAGAAGGAGUCGGACGAUCCGUAUCUGGAUUUCCGGCAGUCGAUGCUGCAGAUGAUUCUGGAGAAGGAGAUUUACUCAAAAGAUGAGCUCAAGCAUCUCCUCAACUGCUUCCUGCAGCUCAAUUCUCCUUACUAUCACCGGAUUAUAGUCUGCGCCUUCACCGACAUCUGGAACGGCCUCUAUUCCCUCUCCGCCUCGCCCUGCCCUCACCAUUAGCCUAGCCUAGUCUUCCUUUUGCAUAAACACUUUCGGUUUUCACAGCCUUUUUGACAUCACUUGUAAAUUGUUGCUGCCUUGUCAAAAUUUCUGUGAAAAUUGCUUAAUGUAAUUUCACUCUGUAACCGACUUUGCUUCUCUUCUUUCUUUAAUUCUACUAGUAUUUCUCUUC
Salvia splendens (bonfire salvia) is the source of this 724-nucleotide messenger RNA. RefSeq names its product transcription repressor OFP6. The record is from RefSeq and is a predicted model, not a curated record. Gene Ontology annotation, biological process: negative regulation of DNA-templated transcription. The transcript has a single exon. Lineage: Eukaryota; Viridiplantae; Streptophyta; Magnoliopsida; Lamiales; Lamiaceae. Bases 124 to 552 code for a protein of 142 amino acids.